This is a messenger RNA of Myotis daubentonii (Daubenton's bat), 624 nucleotides long. Its product is annotated as large ribosomal subunit protein uL18-like. The transcript has a single exon. NCBI's taxonomy places the organism in Eukaryota, Metazoa, Chordata, Mammalia, Chiroptera, Vespertilionidae. The coding region runs from base 16 to 417 and encodes 133 amino acids. The record is from RefSeq and is a predicted model, not a curated record.
CUCAAUAGAUUUGGCAUGGGCAAGAUCUAUGAAGACCAGGUGGAGGUGACUGGAGAUGAAUACAAUGUGGAAAGCAUUGAUGGUCAACCUGGUGCCUUCACCUGCUACUUGAAUGCAGGGCUUGCCAGUACUACUACUGGAUAUAAAGUUUUUGGGGCCCUGAAGGGAGCUGUGGAUGGAGGCCUAUCUAUCCCUUACAGUACCAAACGAUUCCCUGGUUAUGAUUCAGAAAGCAAGGAAUUCAAUGCAGAAGUACAUCGGAAGCACAUCAUGGGUCAGAACGUUGCAGAUUAUAUGCGUUAUCUAAUGGAAGAAGAUGAAGAUGCUUACAAGAAACAGUUCUCUCAAUAUAUAAAGAAUAACGUAACUCCAGAUAUGAGGGAGGAGAUGUAUAAGAAAGCUCAUGUUGCUAUAUGAGCGAAUCCAGUCUAUGAGAAGAAGCCUAAGAAAGAAGUUAAAAAGAAGAGGCGGAACCGUCCCAAAAUGUCUCUUGCCCAGAAGAAAGAUCGGGUAGCUCAGAAGAAAGAAAGCUUCCUCAGAGCUCAGGAACGGGCUGCUGAGAGCUAAUAAACCAAACCAUAAUUUUCUAUGAAGAUUUUCCAGAAGAGAGACAAUAAACUUAUU